This is a messenger RNA of Asterias rubens (European starfish), 1870 nucleotides long. RefSeq lists its product as uncharacterized. The transcript has 2 exons. The record is from RefSeq and is a predicted model, not a curated record. Bases 69 to 1109 code for a protein of 346 amino acids. NCBI's taxonomy places the organism in Eukaryota, Metazoa, Echinodermata, Asteroidea, Forcipulatida, Asteriidae.
AUUGGUAUUUGCGAUAAGGUGCUAUUCACAAAGUGCGCUAUUCGUAACAACGUGUUGUUGUUGACAAAAUGGCAGAAAAAGACAGCGAGAAGCAGUUUAAAUUACGGUGUUAUGCCCAUUCAUCUGAUUCCAAUGAAGCUAUAAAACCUAUUACUGAAACAACGUGGACAAAAUUCACACAAUGUGUUCAGACUUGGCAGAAGCUUGACGGGAAAUUCGGUGAAAUAGCGAGGUGUUUCUUGCAAAAUCAUGGCGGCGAUGAUGAUACAGAUUGCGCUGCAUUACCGAUACCUAACGAUGGUGGUUUUCAUCGGAAGUGCUACCAAUUAUUCACUGAUAUUUCAAAGUUACAACGGGCUGUACGGACCAAGGAGAACCGAGAUAAGGAGCCAGCCAAGCUUGAGGCUAAAGAUCUCAUGAAAUCAUCUUGCAUCGUAAAGAAGGACUCAGAACCUCCCAGAAAGAAAGUUCGAAUGAUCCAUCACUCCAGCUCUACUUUGAACAUGUUGAUAGAGGAAACAUUAUCAUCUACUCAUACUUUACCGAGAAUUUGCAUCCUUUGCCAUGGAAAUCAGUACCGCAGAGGUUGCGAUGGCAUAAACAAGCAACAACCACUUAGUCAAUGUACAUCUACUGAUGGCGGGAAACUCUUGAAAGCUGCUCAACUGAAGAAAGAUGAGAAUCUGCUCCUUCACAUUGAAAAUAAAGACUGUGUUGCCAUGCAGGUUAGGUACCAUUCAGUGUGUUAUGGAAACUAUACAAAAUGCGUGACUAAACAAGUUUCAAAACCACCACGGGAUCCUCUCUACUUUCAAUCUUUCAAGGUCUUCUGCGAGAAGUACAUAGUUUCCCAAAUCAUCAAUGACAAACAAGUGUUAAGAAUGUCAAAACUCAAGAGAGAGUUUGAUAAAGUUGUACGUGAAGUUGACGAUGAUGAUUCAUCAACGUAUAGAGCGUCGAGCUUAAAGAAUCGCUUGAAGAAAACAUUCCCAGAACUAUGUUUCAUGAAGCCUAAAGGGGUAUAUACAAGUGAGUUCGUGUAUGUUCUACCAAAAGGAUUGGAGAUUCUACCAUGCACUGAAGGAGGAUGGAAAAUUAACAUGCGCUAAAGGACAUGGAUUCAAAAGCGGGCGCUUUAUUAAGAAAUUUUUACACGAUUUGCCAUAUGGGGGAUAGAAUCUCUGGAGGAACAGAAUCUCCUGCCACACUGGUACCUAAACAAAAACAGUUAUUUACAAAAAGUAGCACUGUUGUAGUGAUCACACCCAAUCUUUGUGGUCCAAACUCACAAAUACGUAUGCUGAACUCUCACAUACACAGCACGAGCAUGCAAUAAUAAGUGUGACAGCUUAUGAGUCAACUCGGUCCCAAGUCAACUCGGUCCCAAGUCAACUCGGUCCCAAGUCAACUCGGUCCGUGUGGUUGACGGGAAGUAGUUGUAUGUUUUCUUUGAAAUAACUAAUGUCCUUGGACUUUGUACAUAAAAUGGGACAAGUGUGCACCGAUGUUCGGGGUAUAAUAUUCAAUGCCUUCAAUAGCGACCCAUUUGUUUCUGUAUUCAACAUUCACUUUUGAAAAUCUUACCGAUCGUGUUGGCAAAUAAAUUUCUAAUAAAAAAAGUCUCUUUGCUUCCAACCAGAGUAUUGUUUUCUGUAUGGCUCUUAACAAUUCAUUAAUUGACAAACAUUAAUAAUUUAAUCCUCUUUGAUUUCUUUUCAAGUAACUUGCAUUUAAAAUUAAAUAGUGUAAAAACAGUUGACUUGGGACCGAGUCGACUUGGGACCGAGUCGACUCUGGACCGAGUCGACUUGGGACCGAGUUGACUUGGGACCGAGUUGACUUGGGCCCGAGUUGACUUGGGACCGAGUUG